This is a messenger RNA of Fragaria vesca subsp. vesca, 1660 nucleotides long. RefSeq lists its product as uncharacterized. NCBI's taxonomy places the organism in Eukaryota, Viridiplantae, Streptophyta, Magnoliopsida, Rosales, Rosaceae. The record is from RefSeq and is a predicted model, not a curated record. Bases 78 to 458 code for a protein of 126 amino acids. The transcript has 3 exons.
CAAUCAAGACUAAACAAACUGAUGAACCCACCCGACUGGAAAACCUUUUGGAAGCGAAUUCGUGCGAUUUGAAGAAGAUGUCGAUUCUGUUGAAGAGCCAGACAUGGAGGUGGAUAGUGACCAAGACUCGCGACUCCAAGCCCUUCUUCUUCACCUUCGCCACCGUAUGCGGCGUCAUCCCGGGUAUUAUCGGCUACUUCGUUAUGCAGACCACCAACUCCGGCAACCAGGAGCUCGAGGCCGAGCUACGCCGCAAAGCCCGACCCGAUACCCUGAUGAUGGGACAAACAAAUAAAGAAAGAUUGGCAGAAUACCUAGGGGAGCUGCAGCGGAAAGAGAACACAAAUGACCGCUAUGUUGCUGCACUGAGAGGACAGACAUUGACUAGGAAUCCAUAUGUGAGAAUUCAACCGGUUCAAAAGGAGAGCAACACAGAAGCUGACAAGGAAAAGAAGUAGAUCUGAUUGUCAUCCACUACCAACAUGAAUGAUUUAUGUUUUGAAGAGGUUUUUAUGUUAUAGGAUAGUGGAUGUACCGAUGUAGUUGUUCAGAUCAACAAGUCUGUCUAUUAAUGGAAUGGUGGUCUUCUGAAUUGUUGAUUUUGCGGCAAAAGGAAAUCUGCUGUUGUACAACCCUAACACCUGCCAACAUGAAUAAAUGUUUUCAGCCAAAAUGAGAUGUAGUCCUCAAUAUUCAUUGGCUUGAUUUGAUAUUUUUUUUUCUUUUUUUUUUCAUUGACCAGUUAUAUGAACUAUGUUGUGAAAGAUGAAUUUGUGUUUUUUUACAUAAUAUAUCUAUCACUUUGUCUAAACUGAUGCUCAAGUUUUGUGUCAUGAGAUUUACCAAACUAUGAGACGCCUAUAACACCCUUUAGAAUAAGAGAAAACAAAUUUGUGUACACAUCAAUCCAACGGAUUUUUGUCGUUCAGGCCGCAAAGUCAACUUCUACAGAAAACUGAUGGUAAACUUCAGAACUUCUCUAUGAACUUGAACUCCAGGCAGCAGUCACCAUUUUUCAUCCGAUCCCCAUCCCUAUCUGUUUUGGUCUGAGAUAUGGGGUAGCUAAAUUGGCAUCAACACCUACAUUCUUGACCACUUCUUCAGCCCUGACUGCAGCUGCUCUAGCAAUGCCAAAACUGACAACUUCUCCACCGAGAUGAUUCCAUGAUUUCCAUUCUUACACCCAAUGAACUGAGCGAAUGCUUCUAUAAUGUCCUCCAUGGAGUGCUCAUUCUUCAACCAAAGUGUUAGUGAUGUUUUGGCCACACCGGUAAGUCUGGGCGUGCAAAGUCUCUUUUAGUUGUUGCGGGCGGGCCACCGCGCGGACACGGAAUGUAGUGGUUGUAGUAGCGGGGUGCACUUAGCCUUCUGCUUCUAAUCAAGCGACUGAGGAUGGAGAGAGCACCAACUCCACCGUAGGGUUCUUCAGAUUCGCCUUGCGUACUGGGCAAGGACUUACAGUAGUCCGCCUGAGCAUCACAAUAUCGAUACUCGACGUAGGAUCGAGCAGAGCUUCAAUUGGGAAGGAGAGGAAAAAAGAGAAAGCUCCGGAGAGCGUACAGGGAAACGAAAGGAAAGCUCCGGGGAGCGUCUGAGGUUCGACUAGGUCGAGAAUUGUAUUGUAUUUUGUAGAGUUGAGUUGUUGUAUUGUUUGUUGUGU